Messenger RNA from Alosa sapidissima (American shad), 1752 nucleotides. It is a transcript of the gene zdhhc7, whose product is annotated as zinc finger DHHC-type palmitoyltransferase 7. The transcript is spliced from 8 exons. Gene Ontology annotation, cellular component: Golgi apparatus; endoplasmic reticulum. The record is from RefSeq and is a predicted model, not a curated record. The coding region runs from base 478 to 1398 and encodes 306 amino acids. Gene Ontology annotation, biological process: protein targeting to membrane; peptidyl-L-cysteine S-palmitoylation. Gene Ontology annotation, molecular function: protein-cysteine S-palmitoyltransferase activity. NCBI's taxonomy places the organism in Eukaryota, Metazoa, Chordata, Actinopteri, Clupeiformes, Clupeidae.
GGUCACACAAAGCACAUUUACUAGCUAGCUAGCGAGCUAAUCCAUUUAGUUAUGUAGGAUGCUACCUAGCUAGCUCCUUGCAUGUAUGACAAGUAUUGCCAAACAACAGUUUUAUAAGGAUCAGAUCGCUGUGAGAAAGAAAAAGAAAUUCACGCGUGUAGCGUUAAUGUGGCUCUGCGUGUAAGUUAUGGGCACGUCAGUGUGGUUGAAGUUAUAGUUAGCAAUGGCAGCAUUUCAUACACAGUCUUAGACAACUGGGUAAACAUAAGCAAUUAGCUACAGCUUGGCAUCAGACGUGUGUUCCGGUGAUUGUGUCAGCUGGCUAAAUUAAGUAACGUCACUACUCGUAUGUCUGUGGUAAUGUCAGAAAUUUCCAGGUGGCUCCGUGGAGGGGGUGGGGCCACACGGGACCCCACCAAUGAAGACGUGAGGGCCACAGACAGCAUGCUACUGUAGAGUGGAAAGUGAAAGGAAAGAAUGCAGUCCUCAGGCCAUCGGCUACGGGAUGUGGAGCAGCAUCACCCCUUGCUGGCUGGCGAGGAGGAGGAGCUGAAGGGGGUGUGUUCAGCGCCAGGGGACCGCGUCUGGUUCAUCCAGGACAGCUGUGGCAUUGUGUGCGCAGUGAUGACCUGGUUCCUGGUGCUUUAUGCCGGGUUCGUGGUCAACUUUGUCAUGCUGCUCCCCUCUAAGAACUUCUGGUUCUCAAUGGUCAACGGAGUGACCUUCAACUUCCUGGCCGUGAUGGCGUUGUCGUCGCACGUACGCACCAUGCUGACUGAUCCGGGAGCAGUUCCGAAGGGCAACGCCACUAAAGAGUACAUGGACAGCUUGCAACUGAAGCCUGGUGAGGUCAUCUACAAGUGCCCAAAGUGCUGCAGCAUCAAGCCUGAGAGAGCCCAUCACUGCAGCAUUUGUAAGAGAUGUAUCCGCAAGAUGGAUCACCACUGUCCCUGGGUGAAUAAUUGUGUGGGCGAGAAAAAUCAGCGCUUCUUUGUGCUCUUCACUAUGUAUGUAGCCUUGAUAUCAACCCAUGCACUAUGUUUGACUGGCUACCAGUUCUUCACCUGUGUCAAAGUCCAGUGGAAUGAGUGCAGUGAUUUCUCCCCUCCCGUGGCCGUCAUGCUCAUGAUCUUCCUCUGUAUGGAGGCGCUCCUCUUCCUCACCUUCACCGCCGUCAUGUUCGGCACGCAGAUCCACUCCAUCUGCAACGACGAGACGGAGAUCGAGCGGUUGAAAAAUGAGAAGCCUACGUGGGAGCGGCGUGUGCGCUGGGAGGGCAUGAAGGCCGUGUUCGGUGGCGCUCCCUCGCUCAUCUGGUUCAACCCCUUCGCUGGCCUGCAGCUGCGGCGCCUCCUCAUGGUCAGAGCACGCAAGGGUGGCGCAGAGUUCUCCGUCUGAGGAGCGGGACGACAAGACAACUCCUCCCCCCUCCACCUCACCACACCCUCAGCCAGUCCUGCCCAGGCCUGUACUCAUAGACCAUGGCCCAAUCUUGAGGAAUCCCCCUAAAGGUUUUGAACUGGUGGGGCAGGGGGUAGCUUUAUUUGUUUUUGUUUAGAGAAAAUAUCAGGACUACAGAACGAAAGUGGCCAUCUGACUUAUGGAAUUCAUCUUGCAGUCUAUUCGCCACACUGUUGCGUUGACCUGGCUUCAGACCAGUCUACAGUAAUGGGAAUGUGAAUUUCUCCUCUUUUUUUUUUUAAAUGUCUUUUAAUAUCUGCUGAGGUUGUGUGUUUUUUUUUUUUUUUUUUU